UUUUUUUUUUUGUUUGAAAGAUUCAAUUUCCCUCUCAAAAUUCAUUCACAUUUGUUCCAAACACACACAAAAAUGGGAACAACAAAGAUCUUGGUUCUGUCCAAGAUCCUAUCUUUCUUGCUAACAACAAUGCUGAUUGGAUCCGGUUUGAUUCAGUGUACUAGUGUGACUUAUGAUAAGAAAGCAAUCAUCGUUAAUGGCCACCGUAGAAUCCUCCUCUCCGGUUCAAUUCAUUACCCAAGAAGUACCCCUGAGAUGUGGGAAGAUCUUAUAAAGAAAGCUAAAGAUGGAGGCUUGGAUGUUAUUGAUACUUAUGUUUUCUGGAAUGGUCAUGAACCUUCUCCUGGAACUUACAAUUUCGAAGGGAGAUACGAUUUGGUACGAUUCAUUNUAUGUAGAUGGGAUUAGUUUCAGAACAGACAAUGGACCCUUCAAGGCUGCAAUGCAAGGUUUCACAGAGAAGAUUGUCGAGAUGAUGAAAGAACAUAGAUUCUUUGCCUCACAAGGUGGACCCAUCAUCUUAUCUCAGAUUGAGAAUGAGUUUGGACCAGAGCUUAAAGCGCUUGGGCCGGCUGGUCACUCUUACGUCAACUGGGCUGCGAAAAUGGCUGUUGGUUUAAACACUGGAGUUCCAUGGGUGAUGUGUAAGGAAGAUGAUGCACCUGACCCAAUCAUAAAUGCUUGCAAUGGAUUCUACUGCGAUUAUUUUACUCCCAACAAGCCAUAUAAGCCAACUAUGUGGACAGAGGCAUGGAGUGGCUGGUUUUCAGAGUUUGGUGGAACCAUUCCAAAACGACCUGUAGAGGAUCUAGCAUUUGGAGUAGCCCGUUUCAUACAAAAGGGUGGAUCGUAUAUAAAUUACUACAUGUACCAUGGAGGUACAAACUUUGGACGCACAGCAGGAGGUCCGUUUAUCACCACUAGUUAUGACUAUGAUGCUCCCAUUGAUGAAUACGGGUUGGUCCAAGAACCCAAGUACAGCCAUCUUAAGCAACUUCAUCUUGCAAUUAAGCAAUGUGAAGCUGCCUUAGUUUCUUCUGAUCCACAUGUUACUAAACUAGGAAACUACGAGGAGGCUCAUGUGUUCACUGCCGGCAAAGGAAGUUGUGUAGCUUUCCUAACCAACUAUCACAUGAAUGCACCUGCUAAAGUAAUGUUCAAUAAACGGCACUAUACUCUUCCCGCAUGGUCCAUCAGCAUACUUCCAGAUUGCAGAAACGUUGUUUACAACACUGCGACGGUUGCUGCAAAGACAACACAUGUGCAAAUGGUGCCAUCUGGUUCCAUCUUGUAUUCAGUUGCUAGAUACGAUGAAAAUAUUGCUACUUAUGGAGACCGUGGGACAAUCACAGCCCGUGGAUUGUUGGAGCAGGUUAAUGUUACACGAGAUACAACUGAUUACCUGUGGUACACAACCAGUGUGGAUAUUAAGGCAUCAGAGUCAUUCUUGCGUGGAGGAAAAUGGCCGACUCUUACAGUGGAUUCUGCAGGACAUGCUGUGCAUGUGUUUGUCAAUGGACACUUGUACGGAUCUGCCUUUGGGACAAGAGAAAACAGAAAAGUUUCGUUCAGCGCACCAGUCAAUCUUCGAGGUGGAGCUAACAGAAUCGCGCUUCUGAGCGUAGCAGUUGGUUUACCGAAUGUUGGACUACACUUUGAGACCUGGGCCACUGGAAUCGUUGGGUCUGUGGUGCUUCACGGCCUUGACGAGGGUAACAAAGACUUGAGUUGGCAGAAGUGGACAUAUCAGGCUGGUCUGCAAGGGGAAGCUAUGAACUUGAUCUCUCCUACAGAAGAGUCCUCUGUUGAUUGGAUCAAAGGCUCAUUGGCUAAGCAAAACAAACAACCUUUGACAUGGUACAAGGCCUACUUUGACGCGCCUAGAGGAAACGAACCACUGGCUUUGGAUCUGAAGAGUAUGGGAAAAGGGCAAGCUUGGAUAAACGGGCAAAGCCUAGGGAGAUACUGGAUGGCUUAUGCCAAAGGAAACUGUGGGACUUGUCACUACGCUGGAACAUACAGGCAAAACAAAUGCCAAUCUGGUUGUGGCGAGCCAACACAAAGAUGGUAUCAUGUUCCGCGUUCGUGGUUGAAGCCACGAGGGAACUUGUUAGUACUCUUUGAAGAACUUGGUGGAGACGUUUCCAGAGUCUCUGUUGUGAAGAGAUCAGUAAACUAACUUUAAAGAACUUUUAUAUUGUGUGUGUGUUACUCAAAGCAUUACUCGUGCUGUGUUUAAAUUAUCCCUCUUUGUGAUCAGAAACCAAAAUUCUUCAUAGUUAUAAACAAAUGUGUAGUAGAAAUGCAUCACU
This is a messenger RNA of Camelina sativa (false flax), 2312 nucleotides long. The record is from RefSeq and is a predicted model, not a curated record. NCBI's taxonomy places the organism in Eukaryota, Viridiplantae, Streptophyta, Magnoliopsida, Brassicales, Brassicaceae.